UUUUGUCUCCCAAUUUCAGAGGCUCCAUAUUGGAAUUUAAAAGGCCGAGCUGCCGUGGAAGAGGCGCUACUGCGACAGAGGCUCAACGUCAACAUCGCCAAGAAUAUCAUCUUCUUCCUCGGUGACGGGCUCGAUGUCACGACGACCACGGCGGCGAGGAUACGAAAGGGCCAACUCGCCGGCGGUAUGGGCGAAGAGGCAUCGCUGCACUUUGAACAUUUUCCUCAUGUUGGGCUUGUAAAGACUUAUAACACAGACCGACAGGUCCCCGAUUCGGCGGGAACAGCCACCGCCUACCUGUGUGGGGUGAAAAGUAAAUUCGGGACUUUGGGUGUGGACGAUCGCGUGGAAAGAGGGAAAUGUACAUCGAUAGAGGGCGCUGCUGUCGAUUCGAUUUUAAUAGAUUCGAUGAAAGCUGGUAAGAGUACUGGAUUGGUCUCGACAGCGAGGGUCACCCACGCUUCGCCCGCCGCGCUCUACGCCCACACACCCGACAGACGGUGGGAGAACGACCACGAUCUCGAUGAUCGCGACAAAAGAGAAGGCUGCAAGGACAUCGCCCUCCAACUCAUCGAACACGGGAAGAACAUGAACGUUAUCAUGGGCGGUGGUCGUCGCGAGCUGACGCCGCGCAACGUGGAAGACCCCGAGUACGACGGCGACUACGGGCAGCGUCUCGAUGGUCGUAAUCUGAUCGAAGAUUGGCUCGAAGACAAGGAUCCCAUGAGGUCGCACUACGUGUGGAAUCUUCAGGAUUUUAACCGAGUCAACGCAGAGACCACCGAUCAUCUUAUCGGCCUGUUCCAGCCAUCGCAUAUGAAAUACGAGACGGACCGGCGAUGGGACAGGGCCGGGGAACCUUCUCUUGCUCAGAUGACAGAGAAGGCCAUCAAGAUUCUCCAAAGGACCAGUGAUAACGGAUUCUUCCUCUUCGUCGAAGCUGGUCGAAUCGACCAUGGUCAUCACGACGGGAUGGCACUGGACGCCCUGACCGAGACCCUUGCUUUGGACGAGGCCAUCGGUGUCGCUCUCCGCCUCACGAGCGCCGAAGAUACGCUCAUCGUGUCGACUGCCGACCACGCUCACGUCAUGACCAUGGCUGGCUAUGCAUCCAGAGGAAACCCCAUUCUCGGCCUUGAGGACCAUUACCUUGCCGAUGACGAUCUACCAUACGCAACUCUCAGCUACGCCAAUGGCCCUGGGGCCAGACACAUGGCAUCUUCGUUCCAGAAGCAUGGCGCUCGUGAAAAUUUAACAUCAGUGGACACAGAGGAAACUGGUCACCGACAGCAGGCGCUAGUCCCCUUCGACGAGGAGACGCACGGCGGCCAGGACGUCAUGGUGUACGCUCGGGGCCCCAUGGCGCAUUUAUUCCACGGCGUUCAGGAGCAGAGCUACAUACCUCACGUGAUCCGGUACGCAGCGUGCCUCGCGGGCGAGACCGAGCACUGCACCAAUGGGCAGGCCCGUUGGUGCGAGGGAGGUACUGCGAGCGCGAGCAGUAGCAGUAAGACAAAGGAACAAGCUGAAGUUGAGGCCCACGUGGGCGCGUCGGCCGUAAGGCGGACGCACGGUGGAAUGUUCCAAGUUAUUGCGUGCGCGUUUUUAGCCAGUUGUAUUAGGUGGAUGCUGCAAACGACUGCAUGAUGUGGGCGAUAUUUUUUAUAUUAUUAGUUUUAAAAAAUGUCCUGUUUUAAACUCUCUUUGAUGGCCAGUAUUCUACUAAAAUUUAAACCCGAUGCUCCGCCUAGCUUAACUUUGGUUCAAAAUCUGGUUUAAUGACCGUGAAAGGAAGUUGUCUGAAGUCUAUCAGAUAUAAUUGCGUGAUCUUAAACCCAGCGUCGGGUCUAACUUAUAUAGUAGAAAACGAUCCUUCACGUUUCGCAUUCCAUAAUAAACGGGUUACAGCAAAGUAACGGAGGAUGUUGAAUGUUAAA
Messenger RNA from Strongylocentrotus purpuratus (purple sea urchin), 1937 nucleotides. RefSeq names its product alkaline phosphatase. The record is from RefSeq and is a predicted model, not a curated record. Gene Ontology annotation, molecular function: alkaline phosphatase activity. The annotation marks the transcript as partial. The transcript is spliced from 8 exons. Lineage: Eukaryota; Metazoa; Echinodermata; Echinoidea; Camarodonta; Strongylocentrotidae. Gene Ontology annotation, biological process: dephosphorylation.